GAUUGCUCCUUUGGAUUGUGAUGUGCCUUUGCUUUGGAAUACGGGCGAAUCCUUUGCUGUUUUUGCAGAUGACAGACUUUAUUUGUUUCAAUUGAGUCUUGAAAGCAAGAUCAAUACCAACAAAAUUUAUCUUGGCCAAACGCCAAAAAAAGUUUUAUAUGAUAAGACAUUGAAUUACAUCAUUACUGUCACGACAGCUAUGGACUCUGGCAAGCGUAAAAAUUUCAUGCGAUUGAUUGAUCCUUCCAAUGGUCAACCAUUGUCCAAUAGUCAAUUGCUAUGGACUGAUACAGGUUAUGGGCAAAGCGAAGUUGUCUAUUCAAUAGCAGGUAAAGAAUAUGCAUCUUUUUUUUUACAAGCUCAUCAAAUGUCUUGUAGAAUGGUCAUUGAAAAACAACAAUAAACUCUACAAAUAUCUUUGUAUUGGGAUUGGUCAUCCUGAAGAAGAAUCUCGGUUUUCCAAAUCAAGUAGAACAUGGUACCCGAAAAAGGAGACAGGCACCAUGAUAUUAUUUCGAUUGAAAGCAAAGCGCAGUACAUCUUCAGGUUCAUUUAUGCUCAAACAAGUUUGGACGCAAGAGAAAUUACCUGGUAGCGUGUAUAGUGUUUGUCCUCAUUCUGCAGGUCUAUUGUUUUCUGCAGGUGCCCAUUUGUAUUUAUACAGAUUAGAUACUUCUACUGGAAAACUGAUAGAAGUUGCACACAAGUUGCUUCAUUCUACGAUUACUUCUAUUCAUGGUGAUGGCGAGCGUAUUUGUGUCACUUGUCACAAUGAUGAGUCUAUCUCAUUCUAUCGAUUUGAUUCUGAUACCAGCACGUUGCAUUUUUUGAAGAGCGAUGUAGCAUCCCGUAGUGUACAUCAUUCACUUGUGAUAGACAGUCGACUUGCUGUAGGCGUCAGCUAUUCAGGCGGUAUGGUUGCGCUUUAUGAUGAUCCUAGUUCUAUACAUGAAAAAAGACUGGAAUGUCUGUUUUCAUUCCAUUAUUCGGAUGUUCUUGUUGGUCCCAGUUUAGCUUUGUUAGGCUCACACAAUGAUUUGUUUUAUACAAAUCAAUCAACACCUCAUAUUUUGCCUUGGUCGCUUGACUUGGGAAAAUCCAAUACCACCAAACCCAUUGUUGCUUGUACUGUAUCAGGUGGCAUGUUGCAUGUCUAUCGUAUCAGUUCUCCACUUUACAAUCUAUUUUGUGUACUUCAAGAUUUGCUGCUUGAUUUUGAACCUACUAGACCAUUAUUAGGCUCAGUUGAAGACUUCAAACAUUGGUAUUGUCAGUUAUCGGGAGGUGAGAAAUCAACUAUUCAUGGUGACUUGGUUGAAUCCUUUUUACGGUUGUCUUUCGAUGAACAAUUGAGACUGAUUAGCCAAGAUGAUAGUCAGAUCAAGCCUGCAUUGAUGCAUGUCUUGACUUAUUUUUUUAAAGAAGAAGUCUGUGUAGACCAAGUGAUUAUGUUUAUUAAGAACAUACUAUCUUAUUUUGCGAAAUAAAAAGUACACUGUGUCUGCCAUAUGGCAAAAGAGUCCGACAUCAAACACACCUGUCAAGCAUUUGAUUUCCUUAUAGAGCAAAUCAGGAUCUUGAAUAGGUCCAAAAUCGCAAUCCAACAGGAGAUUGCCGUUGUCUGUUACUACAGGUCCCGCUUUGUCGGUAGGUGAUGCCAUACGAAGUUGAAUUUUUGCUGUAGGAAAUAAGCGUUCGAGCUGGUAAUGGAUAGAAGAAAGCGCUAUUGGAACAACUUCGACAGGCACACCUCGUUUCCACUAUAUAAAAGAAUGAGUAG
Molecule: messenger RNA, 1780 nt
Organism: Gilbertella persicaria
Lineage: Eukaryota; Fungi; Mucoromycota; Mucoromycetes; Mucorales; Choanephoraceae
Exons: 6
Coding region: 339-1487 (382 amino acids)
Cellular component (GO): nucleus
Molecular function (GO): nucleic acid binding; protein binding
Source: RefSeq, a predicted model, not a curated record